GUGAUAAACGUCGUCACAGACGGCUCGUCAUGCCGCGACUACAUGGCAUUCAAUCAGGCCUCAGCAGAAAUAGAACGCUUCGGAUUGACCGACAUGGCGGAAGAAAUUUUGUUUCGGUACUUCUGUGGAGAACUAGACUCCUCCUGUUACAAGGAGCUCGUGGCAGCGUUCGUCCACAAGUUCAAGCAGCAGCAUCCGACGAAUCUCUCUGAAUUCGUGCGCGCGUUCGCGAAACGCAAAACCUUGAACCUGGAAUUGAAGACUCCCACUCUGGCUGUUUAUGGUGGUGCUUCACCAAACGCGAACCAAACGAGACGCAACCUCGCCCGCUUCCCAUGCGUCAGACCCUUCCAGAUUGCCAAUUGCACACUACCCCUCGCUGAAGCACCACACCAGGUAGCCAUGGAGAUGACGAAUUUCCUCAAGAAUAUAAGCGGUACAUGAAUCAUCCGAAGUGAGACUCAUUCAUCUUGCAAGUUUUUGAACUGACGGCUCGCUCGUCAUCGUACCUACCUAGUCGUUUUCGUUCUGUAGCUAUGGACUCAUGUGAA
Molecule: messenger RNA, 551 nt
Organism: Galendromus occidentalis (western predatory mite)
Lineage: Eukaryota; Metazoa; Arthropoda; Arachnida; Mesostigmata; Phytoseiidae
Exons: 2
Coding region: 43-444 (133 amino acids)
Source: RefSeq, a predicted model, not a curated record